CGUGUAAAAAAUGGAACGCUCUCCAGCAGAAGAAAACUUUUUUUAAGAAAAGGAGCAGAAGAAAACUUUUUUUAAGAAAAGGACCAAAUACAGAGAAGUGUCAAGAAAGCUAAAUCCAACGAGGAUGAAAUCCUGUCAGAUGCAGAGGAGGUACCACACAACAAAGAAGGUGUCACUACGAUGGUAAUCGUCAAACUUCUGGGGAAAAAUUUGGGGUUCUGCGCUAUGGAUGCCUAGAUUCAACGGGUAUGGGCCAAGAAGGGUGAAGUCAAAAUCAUUGACUUAACUGGGGAUUUUUUCCUAGUUCAAUUCCUAGACGAGGAAGAUUAUUAACAUGCUCUGUUCGAAGGCCUUUGGCAGGCUGCUGACCAUUAUCUCUUGGUACAAAGAUGGAGGCCAUUUUUUAACCCUUGUGCUAAUGAUUUCAAAGAAUUGCAAUGUGGGUGCAGAUUCUAGAUUUAUCCGUGGAAUUAUACACUCAACCAUUUUUGUGGAGAGCAUGAAGAAAGAUAGGUUCUAUGAUCAAAAUUGACCAAACCACGUCAAUUCACUCAAGGGAAAAAUUUGCGCGGCUAUGCGUGAGAUUGACUUACGGCGUAAACUUGUUCUGGCUAUUGAAGUAUUAGGCCGAGAGUUCAAGAUAGAGUAUGAGGGCUUGCAUUUGAUAUGUUUUGGGUGUGGAAGGUAUGGUCAUAGAAGGGAGGAAUGUCCUGAUGGAGGAGUCACGAAUGCCAAGAUGCAGCCGCAAGCGGCAACGACGAAGACCAUUCCGAUGGUUAAAGCAAAUGGUGAAGGUUUGGAUGCAGCUAAUCUGGCUCCAGAUAAUUUGGAAGUGUUUCCCGAAGAAAGUGGGAUUGUGACAGAGGUGCAAGCGAAGUCCACGGGAAGGAUUGAUGAUAAUGUUGGAAAUCAAACCACUUCUUUUGGGCCUUGGAUGCUUGUGAGCAAGAAUCAAUGUAAAGGAGCUCGCCCUAAGCAAGGAAGUGGGCCAGGGCCCAAAGUGCAAGUUCAACUGGACUCACGUUUCAACUUGUUGGGCAAUGAGGAACCCAAAGACCAAAUAACUCCUGAUUUGGGCAACAUAGCCUCAACUCACACGCCCAAACAUUUUGAAGGAAAGGAGGAGAAAUUGAAACUUUCGUCUCAGGAGGGAAGAAGUAAGAAAACCCAAACUGGAAAGACUCCUUCCAUUCUCAAGUCUAAUGUGUUUGCUGUCCAAAGCAAAGAGGUGUCAAAAAUGCAAAUGGAAAGGAAGGAAGCAGGGAGACAAAGUUUUGAAGCAGUGGUGAAUAAGGGGAAAGAAGUAGACUCCUCUCCUAGUCCUGCGACAAAAAAUCGGAAUGAGGAUGAUUAGUGGCACUCAAUUAAUUUGAUUAAACAGGCACAAUUUGACUCUCGAGGUGACAAGCUAGGCUUGGAAGGGCUUCCCUAUGUUGAAACAUAUCUUCCUUCGAAAGAGGAUAUCAGGGCUACAAAUAAAGUAAAUCGCAAUAUGGGAGACAUGGAUACAGCAUCAAAUCCACCGAACCCCGGAGCAAUGGUUGAUGCACAUUCUCCUGUGGUUUUUGUCUCGGUUUCUCCCAUGGUGGAGCAAGCUUCAGCAGGUUGGUUAAGGAUUUAUGUGGUCAUUAUCACUCUAGUAUACUCUGUCUACUAGCUAGAGACUCAUAUCUCUGGAACAAAGGCAACAAACAUUGCUCGGAAGUUUGGUUUCUCUUCUUGGCAUCUUGUGGAAGGUGUUGGCUUCUCUGGAGGUAUUUGGGUGUUGUGGAAUGAUACGUUUUGGUGUAUUGAGGUUCUGGAAUCGCAUAGGCAAUUUGUCCACUUGAGGGUAGCUUAUCAAAACGAGCUUCCUUGGUUUCUAAUUAUUGUCUAUGGAUCUCCCCAUAUUGCUCCGCGAGCUGAUCUUUGGUCUAAUAUUCGAAGAUUGGCAGGUCUCAUUCAGGGCGAUUGGUGUGUGGGUGGCGACUUUAAUUGUGUGCUUACGAGUGCAGACACGUGGGGGGAGUUUCCAACUUAUCCAGAGAUCAUCACCGCUUUGCCGCCUGUCUUUUUGAUUCUGGGUUGCACGAUAUUGGGUUCCAGGGGCAACCCUUUACUUGGCAGCGGGGACCAUCCAGAGGAGACUGGAUAAGUAUGUGGCAAAUAAGUCAUGGUCUCUGCGGUUCUUUCAGGCUCUGGUGAAGCACCUAUCGAAGCUGAAAUCCAACCAUGUGCCCAUCCUACUUAACUUGGAUUAUCAUAGUAAUUACUUUGUUAGACCUUUCCAUUUCUUAUCUCCUUGGCUUGUUUAUAGGGAUUUUCAUGCGCUAUUGAUUAAUAAUUGGCGUACUGAUAACCUGCUGGAGGAUAAUAUUUCAUCUUUCAUGUCCGCUGCAAAAAUUUGGAACAAUGAAGUAUUUGGUAAUAUUGCAAAGAGAAAA
Arachis ipaensis is the source of this 2423-nucleotide messenger RNA. The record is from RefSeq and is a predicted model, not a curated record. Lineage: Eukaryota; Viridiplantae; Streptophyta; Magnoliopsida; Fabales; Fabaceae.